AUGAGUGAUCUUGAGAGACAUGAAGAUAUGAAAGUUUGUGUGUUUGAAAGCACAGUGUCUAAUCUUAAGAGGGUCAGUAUACCGUAUACAGAUGCCAAAAAUGAUGAAUGCAAAGUGUUCAAUAAGUUAAUGAUUGAAGACUGGCCACUUGUUCAAAGUUAUGCUUAUGAUAUUAAGCGUCAAUUAUCAAGAGAGUUUUUCACACUCUCUCGUGAGGUGAUUGAUGUAGGUGAUAAUCUUCACCAAUUGACAGAGAAAAUUGAUCCGGUGUUUAUUGAGUGUUUUGUGAGCAAGACAAUAAUAUCAUUCGCAAGCUCAUAUGAAUUCGCACUCCGUUCAAUAGAUUCAACUUAUCAAUUCACACAGUCAAAGGAACUGACUGAGAAGCAGAUUGAAGCACUUACAAGCAUAUACAAGUAUUCGAAAAAAGAAGAUAAUAAUCAUACAAAGAGAUGCAUUGAUCCACCUUUCUUGCUUUAUGGUGUGAAUACAAGCAAGGAUUGUUUAGAAUUUCCGGAAAAGUUUUCAGUUUUCACUCACAAAAACGACAAUACACACAUGAUUAUACAUGGAAGUGAACAAACCGUUGGAAUAUCUUGUGAACGAACAUAUUUCAUUCAAAAGUUAACAAAUUCAGAUGAUGAACAGAACACAUCAUUUAAAAUACUCGUUCGAAUUUACUUACAUUUACUAAAUGCAGUCGCCAUGUUAAUCAGUCAAAUCAAACAAACUCUAACAGAUUUAGAUAAGAUUGUAAUGAAAACAAAAAAAGAGGUUGAAAAGAAAAUAAAUUUUGUGAAGUAUGGUGAAAUUGACAUCAAAUUUGAAUAUGUUCGUGGGAAGCGUAGUGAAGCUGUACAUUUGGUAACCAUUAUGGAUAAUAAACCAUUAAUUAACAAUAACUCAAAGUCUGAAUUUGGUUAG
Schistosoma turkestanicum is the source of this 924-nucleotide messenger RNA. The record is from the annotation of a GenBank genome assembly. NCBI's taxonomy places the organism in Eukaryota, Metazoa, Platyhelminthes, Trematoda, Strigeidida, Schistosomatidae.